Molecule: messenger RNA, 4143 nt
Organism: Cynoglossus semilaevis (tongue sole)
Lineage: Eukaryota; Metazoa; Chordata; Actinopteri; Pleuronectiformes; Cynoglossidae
Gene: ctnnd2b
Product: catenin (cadherin-associated protein), delta 2b
Exons: 24
Coding region: 527-4030 (1167 amino acids)
Biological process (GO): dendritic spine morphogenesis; cell-cell adhesion
Cellular component (GO): plasma membrane; nucleus; postsynaptic density
Molecular function (GO): protein binding
Source: RefSeq, a predicted model, not a curated record
GGGAGAGAGAGAAAGAGAGGGGAGACAGAGAGGGAGGCGGAGCAUAGAGACAGCAGGCUCUUUUUUGGCAAAGUUGGUCAGUGGGAGGGCCUAUUGUGAUGCAACGUUGCAUAAAUAAUGCCACAGACCCUCUAAAUGCUCUGUUGCUAUGGGGACCUUUGUGCCUCAGUGAACAGUGCAUGUGUCUGUGUGCAUGCGUGUGUGUGUGUCAGUGAGUGAGAGUGUGUGUGAUUGCUCUAAAGCCCCAAAGUAGAGACAAAGAAAAAAAACAGACGACAGAGAGAGUAGGACUUCAAGUGACACUUGUAGUCGAUCUCUCUCUCUCUCCCUCUCUGUCUUUGUCUCUGUCUCUCUGUCCCCACCUCUUUCUCUCUCUCUCUCUCUCUCUCUCGCUCUCUGUCUCUGUGUCCUGGCCCAGGACAGAUGAAUGUCUGCAGUAGGGAGAGAGGCAGUCAUGAUGCUUUUUGACUGGGAGGGAGCAAACAAAGGCUGGAUAGCUGCUGAUUUUUCGGCGUGUUUGUAAAGAAUGGUCUUUGUGAAGGAGCUGCAGUUUGAACGACUGACCAGAGAACUGGAAGCCGAACGACAGAUUGUUGCAAGUCAGCUGGAGAGAUGCAAGCUUGGCUCUGAGACUGGAAGCAUGACGAGCAUCAGUUCAGCAGAUGAAAAAUUCCGUUGGAACAACCAAGAUGGACCAAAGGACAUAGAAGAAGAGUUGACAACAGGCCUGGAGCUGGUGGACUCAUGCAUUCGAUCCCUCCAGGAAUCAGGCAUUUUGGACUCACAGGACACCACGACAACAGACAGACAAGGUCUGCUGUCUCAAACGGCUCUGCAGCUUAAUAAUCAAGAUGCCUAUACAGGAGCUGGUUACCAUAGUAACCAAGGCCUGACACUUGGGGAAACAGUCUCUUGUCGGAGUGGUCAGGUUGGAGGGGCACUUCACAGCUAUAACCAGGUGACAUCCAACCGUGCAGCUGCCCAGUUAGUGGGGACUAACUCUCCCUCCCAGUCCCAGAGAGACUCAUUUGCCCAGCAGGGGUUCCAUAUAUCCAGUGAGGGGGGGCCUGGACCUGCUGGACCAUCCAUGUAUUACUCCUGUGCCACAUUACCUGCUCAGCGUGUUAGCUCACCUUUGCAAGCAGUGGGCUCACCAACCAAGCUGCAGCGCCUGGGUUCAGCCUCCUCUGACAUGCCCAGCUAUGCCACACUACAGAGAGUGUCCUCACCCAAACAAUCCCCUAGCCGACUCGCAAAGUCCUACAGCACUUCAUCGCCCAUUAACAUGGUAGCAUCUGGCACUGCCGGCUCCUCCUCGCCUCUUCCUGCAGCAGCGUCUCCGGGAGAAAACCACACCUCUUCACCCCUCCACCAGCUCAGCUCCAUGGUGGGGAGCUAUGCUACUCUGUCACCAACUAAGCGCAUGCUGCAUCACAUCGGAGGAGACACUUAUAAGAUUUCCCACGAGCUCUUUGCCAAUGCAACCCUGAAAAGGCCUGGGAGCCUGGCAGGUAGAGGCUCCAGAGGCUCCUACAGCAGCCAACACAGUCACCUAGGCUCGGAGCUCCGGCCUCUGCAAUCUCCUGAACACCACAUCGACCCGAUCUAUGAAGACAGAGUAUACACCAAACCUAGCCUUAGAGGACAAGCCCCGCCUUCCCCUGGUGUAGAUCCAAUCCCCUUGCAGCGAACAGGAAGCCAGAGUGCCACCGCUACGUUUCAGAGAGGCAGCUUUGCGUCAGGAGGCGGGACAUGUGACUACGCCAACCCUUAUCGUACUCUACAAUUCUGCCCUUCAACCGAAUCUCCGUACAGCAAGUCCGGCACUGCCCUGCCCCCAGAGGCUGCCCUGGGCCGCUCUCCGUCUGUGGACAGCAUCCAGAAGGAUCCAAGGUACGACCCUGAAUUCCUUGUGUGGAAUCAAAAUGAAGCUGAGCAAAGAAUAACUAAGGAGUUUGGCUGGAGGGAUCCAGAGCUGCCAGAGGUGAUCCAGAUGUUACAGCAUCAGUUUCCAUCUGUUCAGUCCAACGCUGCUGCUUACCUCCAGCACCUCUGCUUUGGAGACAACAAGAUCAAGUCUGAGAUCCGGCGGCAGGGUGGCAUCCAGCUGCUGGUGGACCUGUUGGACCACAGGAUGACAGAUGUCCACCGCAGUGCCUGUGGAGCACUGAGGAACCUGGUGUACGGCAAAGUCAAUGACGACAACAAGAUAACCCUGAAGAACUGUGGAGGCAUCCCCGCUCUGGUGAGACUGCUGCGGAAGACCACAGACGUGGAAAUUAGAGAGCUGCUCACAGGCGUUUUGUGGAACCUGUCGUCGUGUGAUGCUGUGAAAAUGCCCAUCAUUCAGGAUGCCCUGGCUGUGCUCACCAAUGCUGUGAUAGUCCCUCACUCAGGCUGGGACAACUCCCCACAGGACUGCAAGCAGCAACUCCACUCCUCACAGGUUCUUCGCAACGCCACGGGCUGUCUCCGAAAUGUGAGCUCAGCCGGGGAGGAAGCCCGCAGGAGGAUGAGGGAGUGUGAGGGGCUGACAGAUGCCCUCCUCUUUGUCAUCCAGACGGCUCUGGGGAGCAGUAAGAUUGACAGCAAGACUGUAGAGAACUGUGUGUGCAUCCUAAGGAACUUGUCCUACCGUCUGGCUGCAGAGACGUCACAGAGUCAACAGGGGGGGUCAGAGGAGUUGGACGGUCUGUUAUGUGAUACUGGUGGGAAGGAUGCAGAAAGUUCUGGCUGCUGGGGCAAAAAGAAAAAGAAAAAGAAGGGUCACGAUCAGUGGGAUGGUGUCGGACCAUUUCCAGACUUAGCGGAGCCCCCAAAAGGCAUCCAGAUGUUAUGGCAUCCCACAAUAGUGAAGCCCUACCUCACACUGCUGUCUGAAUGUUCCAACCCAGACACCCUGGAGGGAGCAGCUGGGGCCCUGCAGAACUUAGCCGCUGGCAGCUGGAAGUGGUCAAUGUAUAUUCGGGCUGCCGUGCGCAAAGAGAAGGGUCUUCCCAUCCUUGUGGAGCUGUUGAGGAUAGACAAUGAUCGGGUCGUGUGUGCUGUGGCCACAGCUCUGAGAAACAUGGCUCUGGACAUCAGGAACAAGGAACUCAUUGGUAAAUAUGCGAUGAGGGACCUGGUGCACCGUUUGCCAGGAGGCAGCAACAACAACAACAGCAGUGGUGGCAGUGGAGGUGUCAACAACAAUAGUCUGGUGGGAAAGACCAUGUCAGACGACACCAUCACAGCUAUCUGCUGUGCGCUUCACGAGGUCAUCACAAAGAACAUGGAGAACACUAAGGCUCUCAGGGAUGCUGGGGGUAUUGAGAAGCUCAUCAGCGUCGCUCGUAGCAAAGGAGACAAACACAGUCCCAAAGUGGUGAAAGCAGCAUCUCAAGUCCUGAACAGCAUGUGGCAGUAUAGAGACCUCCGAAGUCUAUACAAAAAGGACGGUUACUCUCAGUACCACUUUGUUGGCUCCUCCUCCACAAUAGAGAGAGACAGACAGCGACCUUAUUCUUCCUCCCGCACUCCAUCCAUUUCACCUGUCCGGACCUCGCCUAAUCAUCGAUCAGCAAGUGCACCCACUUCACCCAGGGACAUGCUGGCUAUGAAGGACAGGAAAACAGACUAUGAAUCAACUGGAAAUUCCAACUACCUUGGCAACAAGGGCGAGCACACCUCCCGAAAAGACACCAUGACAAAUCAGAUCUCUGCUGGGUCUUCAACAAUACAAAGAGGGACUUACGUGUCACCCACGGAUGAUCGGAAAUACAACCAGGUCUCUUGUCAAGGCUUGCCUUCAGAGCCUUACCCUCCUUUCCAAAACCCACCUCCAGCUGACGGUGGCAACUAUGAGGACCAAGCUUUUUACGAGAAUCAGGUCCAUGUGGGUGGGCGUCCACCGCAGGGUGACCUAAACAUGCAACUUCAGGGUCUCAAGUCCACUGGCAACUAUGUUGAUUUCUACUCAGCCUCGCGGCCCUACAGUGAGCUCAACUAUGAGACAAGCCACUACCCAGCCUCGCCUGACUCCUGGGUGUGAGAAUCGUUUGGAGCAGGAGCAAGAUGGAGAAGGAGGAAGAGCAGGAUCGAGAGGACACAGCCUGUAGUGGACAGUGAAUGUUUAGCUUUUUAAAGUAAAGGACAAAAAAAAAA